This is a messenger RNA of Laccaria bicolor S238N-H82, 813 nucleotides long. RefSeq lists its product as uncharacterized. The coding region runs from base 1 to 813 and encodes 270 amino acids. The transcript is spliced from 4 exons. Lineage: Eukaryota; Fungi; Basidiomycota; Agaricomycetes; Agaricales; Hydnangiaceae. The record is from RefSeq and is a predicted model, not a curated record.
AUGGCGACCCCAUCGACGAACACGAAAACCCUUGAUCAUAUCGUGCAUCUGUCUCCACCAGGCUCGAUUGAAGAGACGUCGCGACAAUUUAGUGAUCUUGGGUUCAAGGUUAUACCUGGCGGAGAACACGUCGGUGGCUUGACUGCCAAUGCGCUCGUGGUCUUCGCAGAUGGAUUGUACCUCGAGCUACUCUCCUUCACGCAUGAGCCUUCUCACUACCCUCCUGGAUCACCGGCGCGUGUCAAACGCGACACCCACCCUUGGGCGAACAAACCAUUAGGCUGGAUUGACUACGCGUUUUGGGGGAACGGAUCACACACAAUUCGAAUCUCGGACGUUAUCAACGACCGUGCCAAGAAAGAUGGAGGCGAGGCGUUCUACGAGGCGGAGGAAGAUGGGGGAAGGAAACGAACUGAUGGAAAGGUCGUCAGUUGGCUCAUAUCGGCUCCUCAAGAAAAUAAAGAAACUUUGCCGUUCUUUUGUGGGGAUAUCACACCUCGAGAUCUGAGGGUGCCAACCAAACCGCCAGCGAAUGUCCAGCACCCAUCAACCACACAGGGAAUCGCACACAUUCGCAUAGUCACUGACGCAAAGUCGUUUCCCGUAAUCAGCAAGCAGCUCGCUUCUGUGACUGGACAAGAACCGUUGUCAUCUACGCCGAUUGAAGCAGUUUGGUCCCUGGACAGUCAUUCUACGACCUCUCCUUGGCUCAUUCUAAGUACACCUUCUAACGAGCUUGAGAGCGAUUUCACCGAGAAUGUGGGAACGGGUAUAGUUGAGGUCGGUUUUUUUGGUAAAGAAGAGGCCAGAUAA